AGGAGGAAGGCGUCGAUUUUGGGCAUGGCCUGUUGGUGGCUCGGGGCCGCCCUGGCCGCGCCCACCGCCCGUCAGCCAACCUUUGCGCCGCGUCCGCCGCGUCCGACACCUCCGCGUCCGACACCUCCGCUUCCGGACUAUCUGCAGAGCUUGGGCUGUGAGGUCUUCGUGAAAGGCGAGUACGUGAAGUGUGAAGGCUGCGUUUACGACGGCAGUGGCGAGGGCUCCAAUCGCAAAGUUACGCAUGAGGGCUCCCUCUCGCCUGAAGAUGCUUUGCGGAUCAUGACGCAGUCGGGCAUAGACGUCUUCAGCCAAAUGAAGAUCUCCGACAGCAAAACAUGGGAGUUCCACGGAAUCAAUUUCGACACGAAGAAAACCCCAAUCUGGGAUAGCAAACGGUUCAAAAAGGAGUCGUUGAAGUGUGGAAAGUCAGACGCCAUGGCGGUCUACAUCCGCAUGCGCAAGAAAUACGACGGCAGCGUAUUCUUCACGACGCAAGGUAGGGAUGAUUUGAAAACCAAGAAGUUGCUCCCUGCCAUGGGUAGGUGCUACACCAAUUUCGCAUACUCGAGCUUCAAGGCAACGCUCAACGAAAUGCUCGAUGGGAUGGCAAGAGAUGCGCAAAUCGUACUCGCCGAUCAGAUCCUUUCGACGAUCGUGUUCGUUCCUAUGUUGUUUCUCCCGGAAGUAGACGUGAGCAUAUCGAUCCUCUCAAAUGCCUUGAAGGAGCUCUGCGAGGGGCGCCGGCGGCAGAGCUCAGCGCGCUGAAGCGCAUGAAGCGCGCGCUCGGGUUGACAAGCAAGAGGUAGGCGAGGGGGCCUACACGCGUCCGUGACACGUCUUUCGCGCGCUCUCCAGACAGCGGGUCGGUUAGCAUCGGCGAGGCGGAGCGCCGACGAAGCACAGCACUGCGCAUGAGACGCUCAGCGCGGUGAGGACGAUGCGGCGGCCGAGGCCGCGGUAGUUGGUCGCGACGAGCUGCGCGCCUGGACUCACUCGUCGUAGUUCAGCGCCUGCCCGCCCGCCCGCAUGAUACGAUGGAUCCGCCCGCUUGAGCUGCUCUCUCGGCAGUCCUUUGUGGGCCCUGGCUGGCUCAGAGGCACUGCCGCUGGCCUUCUUUGGGGCGGGUCUGUGCGCAUCUAUUCGCGUCGCCGGUGGCGUACGCGAUGAAGGACAUGCAGACGUAAUUGAUCGGAAAGUAG
Emiliania huxleyi CCMP1516 is the source of this 1202-nucleotide messenger RNA. RefSeq lists its product as hypothetical. The transcript has a single exon. Lineage: Eukaryota; Haptophyta; Isochrysidales; Noelaerhabdaceae. Bases 25 to 768 code for a protein of 247 amino acids. The record is from RefSeq and is a predicted model, not a curated record.